Oenanthe melanoleuca is the source of this 2257-nucleotide messenger RNA. RefSeq lists its product as uncharacterized. Gene Ontology annotation, biological process: viral process. Bases 38 to 832 code for a protein of 264 amino acids. The record is from RefSeq and is a predicted model, not a curated record. The transcript is spliced from 2 exons. Lineage: Eukaryota; Metazoa; Chordata; Aves; Passeriformes; Muscicapidae.
UUUAAAGCAACAUCCACCCUGUGCAACACCUCAUAACAUGGCGGCACCCACAUACAAAAUGGCGGCACCCAUGUCCAAAGUCUGCAAGCCUUUCCGGCACCUUAAUGUUAAUCCAAAUGUUCCUGUUCUGGCCUACUCCUCUUCCUCUGGAGAGGACACGAGCUCUACUGACUCUGAUGCGUUUCCACCUUGCCCUCUAACCCCUGAAAAUCCUUGUGAGGAGAUCCAGAAAGCUGCUGUAAAAGAAGGAGAUUGGCAGAUAGCAACUAAGUUCACUGCAUUCCCCGUGAGAUACCGCAGAGGGAGGGGAGGUGAACCAAGAUGGGAGCCAAUGACAUUUGGAGAAAUAAAAGAACUGUGUUGGACAGGCAAGGACCAUGGGAGGGGAUCUCUGUAUUUUAAUAAUCUUGUUCGGGCUACCUUCACUACACACGUACUAACCCCCCAUGAUCUAAAGCAAAUGAUGACUAUGUUGCAAUCUCCCACCGAGUACACCCAGUGGGAAAGGGGAUGGAAUUGCCUGCUGCAAGGAUUCCUGGCUGACUGCACCAUUGACCCAGCCAGAGCAGCAUUAACAAUGGACCACCUAGCUAGGGAAGGACAAUUUACCCAACCUGAGGAGCAAGCAGCAGCAGUCCACAGGCAAGUGCUCAAUGAAAUUAAAAACUUUGCUAGAAAAGCACUAGUCCAGGUGCCAGAUAGCAGCACUCCUAACUUGGAGUACACUAAUAUUAGGCAAGAGCCAAGAGAAACGUGUAUGAAAUUUACUGACGGGUUAAAACAAGCAUUGGAAAAACAAAUCUCUGAUGACAAAUUGCUAAGAUAUUGGUAGUAGCCAAUGCUAACUCUGAAUGCCUAAAAAAGGUAUUGCAUGUCCUGCCACGAGAACCACCACGGACGCUCCUCCAGAUGAUCAAGGCGUGUAAUCCUCUUGAGAUAAUGGAGCACGUGGCAGCAGAACAAGCCCAGGCCAUCGGGCAAGGAGCUGCAAGAGCCCUUUCCCAAAGGAAACACCACAAUCACAAUACCAAUCCACAUGCUUUCAAUGUGGUCAACAAGGACAUUUCCAAAAAGACUGUCCACAAAGAAAGGGGAGAUACCCAGUUCCUGGUAAAAAUCGACUGCAGGCUAAACAAUUUUUUUCUAAAAGUAAUUUUCCCAGGCAGCCGUCAAAAAACUUCCACCGGAGUGCAAGUCGGCCUCGCGCUGUGCAGAAAUCCACAAGACAAAGAUGCCGAUGGUUGAAGAGAAUCAGGAAGUUUUAACCACCACUACAGACCCUGCAGCCCCAAACUCCAGCAGCUUAUCCCAGGACUACCACCAACAGUUCCACCAGGUGGCUGGCUGGAGCUGCUGAGUGCUAAACCUGCAGUGCUGACUGACUGUUUCACACAUUCAAUUUCAACCAACUUGGGCUUGAAGAUCGACCCCGUCAAGUGCUAGUCUUUGGCAACUGCAGAUCAAAGUCAGAAGGACUUUUUGUCCUCCCUUCUGUAUUGUCUGCUACAUCUUCCCAGGAAAUAACUGUUUUAGCCACAAGACCUGACCCUCCUUGAUUUAUUCCUAAAGAACUGCUGUACCCAAGCAAUUAUGCUGCCGGAUGAAACAGAGGAAGAGGACUCAGAAUGCUUUGUCAUGUGGACUCAAAUUUUAACAACAGACCUAAAAUAACCUGUAUCCUAGAGCCUAAUGGACAAAGUCCCAUCAAUCAACAGAGAAGCAUCCCUUCAAUGAUUCCACUGGGCAGUCUUACUGAAGGGAAUGAAGAACAGUCCCACAACAGGUCAAUGGUUUGUGGCCAAAAUACUAACUCCUGUUCAUAAAGUUUAUUCACAAGUGUUGAUACUUCAUUACUAUAUAAUGAAGUAACAGGAUGGCACCCUGUUAGCUGCCAAAGAUGCUACCACACUGGAUACCACAGUGAAGGAUACCAUCACAGCACUCCAAAAGGCUGGAUUGACUGUUUCAGAAGAAAAGGUGCAGCAAAUGCAGCCCUGGCAGUAUUUGGGUUAUAAAGUCUCAUCAGGAACCAUAAAGCCACAACUGCUCUGACUAGAGGAGAACCCACAAACUCUACAUGACAUGCAAAGGUAACUUGGUGCUAUCACUUGGGUGUGACCUCUGUUGGAGAUUACAAACCCAAACUUGCAGCUGUUGUUUGAUCUCCUGAAAGAAGAUUCUGACCCAAACUCCCCAAGAUACCUGACAGAGGAAGCAAGGCAUGCCUUAAAUAAAAUGUCUUUUGCAAUACAAACCC